GCGGCGCUUCGGAACACGAGCUGGGGGGACCCUGGCGGUGGGGCCUGGCCCUGCUAUAUGCCGGUGCCUCGGCUAGAGUGAGCGGCGACGGCGACGCCUCUUGCCUCGGGCUCUUUCCCAGUCGCAGCGAGUCCGAGAGGGCGGCGGGCGGCGUGAAGGGGAUGGAGGACGUUAACUCCAAUGUGAACGCGGACCAGGAGGUGCGGAAGCUGCAGGAGCUGGUGAAGAAGCUGGAGAAGCAGAAUGAACAGCUGAGGAGCCGCUCCGGGGCCGUGCAGAGCGCCGGCUCGCUGGGGCCCGGCAGCCCGGUGCGGGCCGGCGUGUCCACUCCCUCCUCGGGCGCCGCGUCCCCGCGGGGCUUCCCCUUGGGCCUCAACGCCAAGUCGGGCUGCGGGGCGAGCUCGGGCCCGAAGCGGACAAGCAGCGAGGAGCUGCGGGACGCCACCUCCUUGCUGGCGGCGGGCGAGGGCGGCUUGCUGGACGAGGUGGAGCCGCUGCGGCCCGAGGAGCUGGAGCGCCUGUCAGGCUGCGACGAGGAGGAGGAGAGCUGGCUUUACUCAUCACCAAAGAAAAAACUUACACCAAUGCAGAAAUCAGUUAGUCCAUUAGUUUGGUGCAGGCAAGUUUUGGAUUAUCCAAGCCCUGAUGUUGAGUGUGCUAAAAAGUCCCUUAUCCACAAACUUGAUCAAACUAUGUCAGCUCUCAAGAGGCACAAUUUAUAUAACAAUCCUUUCAACUCUGUGAGUUAUACAAGCCCUUACAGUCCAAAUGCAAGUAGCCCAUAUAGCAGUGGUUUUAAUUCUCCGUCCUCAGCCCCAGUGCGGCCUCCUGUAGUCAAACAACUUAUACUUCCUGGAAAUUCAGGUAAUUUGAAAAAUUCAGACAGAAAUCCUCCACUCAGUCCUCAAUCUUCUAUAGACAGCGAGCUAAGUGCUUCGGAAUUAGAUGAAGAUUCAAUUGGAUCCAAUUAUAAGUUGAAUGAUGUAACCGAUGUGCAGAUUCUAGCUCGCAUGCAGGAAGAAAGUCUCCGGCAAGAAUAUGCAGCCACCACAUCUCGACGCAGUUCUGGUUCAUCUUGCAAUUCAACGAGACGGGGUACUUUUAGUGAUCAGGAACUUGAUGCACAAAGUUUAGAUGAUGAAGAUGACAGUAUGCAUCACGCAGUAUACCCUGCUGUUAACAGGUUUUCACCAUCACCACGCAAUUCACCUCGACCAUCACCUAAGCAGUCACCCAGAAACUCGCCUCGUUCGAGAUCUCCUGCUCGGGGAAUGGAGUAUAGUAGAGUGUCCCCACAGCCUAUGAUUAGCCGCUUACAGCAGCCUCGCCUCUCACUUCAGGGCCAUCCCACAGAUUUGCAGACAAGCAAUGUUAAAAAUGAAGAAAAGCUAAGACGCAGUCUUCCAAACCUGUCCCGAACAUCCAGUACACAAGUUGACUCGGUGAAAAGCAGUAGAAGUGACUCGAAUUUCCAAGUGCCAAAUGGAGGGAUACCUCGCAUGCAACCUCAGGCUUCAGCCACUUCGCAAAGGCUGAAAAAUUUGCCUCGUACUUCCCUCAAAGCCAAACAGUUGCUUCAAACUACAUCUACAAAAAGAGUACCGUCUCCAGGCAAAUUCCGCUCCCCUGCAGCACCAUCUCCUUUGGCUCUCCGGCAGCCAAUGAAAGCAUUUAGUAACCAUGGUUCUGGUUCUCCUGGUGGCCAGGAAGUCACACAGCUCACACAAACCACCUCCUCACCUGGGCCACCCCUGGUUCAGAACACAGCCCCAGCAACUCCUCCCAGCAAUAUCAACAGCGCUACUCUAACCAGACCUGCAGGGACAACUGCUAUGAGGAGUGGCUUGCCCAGACCCAGUGCCCCUUCUGCUGGGGGUAUACCAGUGCCUCGCAGCAAACUUGCACAGCCUGUUCGCAGAUCCUUGCAAACUCCUAAAACUUACGGUAGCAUGAAAGACGACAGUUGGAAAGAUGGCUGUUACUGACCAGCAAAGACAAGCAUGCAGAGGUCCACGGCUUCACGGAUACCCCUUCACCAGGCGAAGCAACACCUUUUAUAUGCAGACUCUUCAGAUAAGACUCGUGGGGUUUAUAAAAUCCCAGCCCUCUCUGUCUUAAUUGAGCACAAACCGACAGAGAUGAUCAAGCAGCACUUUAAUGACAUUUAACAUCAGAUGCGUUUGGUAAUCAUACAAUCACUCUCCAUGGAAUCAUUUUUAGUUUUGUUUAAUAGAAACCAAGUUGAUUUUUUCAUAUUUGACAGAGGCCAAGAUCUGGGCAAAAACCUCAUGGAUGCCAAAGAGAAAUGCCCAUCUGUAAAUGAGAGAGUACCUGCGUGCACAAGAAAGUGGUGAAUUCAGGGCUUAUCCAAAACCUCUACGGUCAACCGAAUUUACUGUAUAAAUCAUACCAAUAAAUAUCUGUGUUAAUGAGAACUAAUAUUCUGACUAAUUAUCUAAAGUGUUUCAUUAGUGCUUUAUUAGCACUCCAGGACACUAAACUGAAAAAAAAAAAGGAAUAGAAAACCGGAUUAAGAAUUGGAGACAUAAAAAUCUAAAUUUGGAAGCAUUCUAGAAAAUUUUUUUCCAGAUUUUACUAGAAAAAUUGUAUACUAGAUGGCACAUCACUUUGUUUAAUCUUAAAUUUGAGGUGUAGCUGACAUACCACCAUCAGCAGAUGCAUCCAUCAUGUUCCAUUGACAUAGUGGACUUUCAUGUGUUUGUUUUGAUUGCCAAAAGGGCUUCAUAUCAGUUGUACAAUCUUUCUAAACUUUAUAGUUCCUGGCUCAGGAAAGAAGGCCUUUGCUAUUGAAGGCAACUUCUUCACAUGCUGUUAUCUAUUACCAAACUGAAAACCCGUUUUUGUUAGCAGGCUUCUGUGAUGGGAAAAAGCAAGUAGUGUAUGUCUUCAUUCAUGAUACAACACCACCUCAGUGCUUACAACCUGGAAUGAAACCAUUUCUUGGAAGAAAAAAAAGAAGGGGGGAAAUCUAUGCACUUAACCUACAAAAUCUCUGGUGACGACAGUCAUGCUGUUAAUAUUAAGUGACAAAACGGUCUUUCAUGUGGUAGGAAAUGACGCCUGCUGAAUCCUACUUGUUGGUCCACUUUAACCUGUAACUGUAUAAAACAUCUUUUAGAAAUACUGUUCCUUUUGACUUAGAUUUUGCCUUAUAUCAAUGUUUGCAGUUUGGGUAACAAAGGACUAUUAACUGUUAAAUACUUGCUCUCUCCUGGCUCUUAUGUAUACACCCUUGAAAUCACCGAUUUUCGUUUUAUCUGUUUCCAGACUAAAACUUCCUUCUGCAACAGGCUGCUCAUUUUUAAUAGCAAGGUCUGUUAUUAAAUAUUUAAUUUGAACAACUCUAAAAUGAUUGGAAAUUGGGCAGCUAAAAGAAUUUAAAGAAUUUAACAUCGUCCAUUUCCUGUUAGUCAAAAGCAUUCUGUAAGUUGGCAAAAGGAAGGGAGAGAAACGGAAGGCUUGGUAUUUAUUAGCAGGCAGUCAGUUAGCACAAGCAGCUGGAGAUUUAAACUGCCUCUACUACUUUUUUGGGGGGAUGUAUUGAUGCAAGAGAGAAAGCUAUCCAUGAGUUUAAUUAAGGGUGAUGGGGCGGGACAGGACCAGAAUUCCACAUGAUGAACUAAAACACGUCUCCUUUCAGAGGAAGAUGGAAACAGCAUGUGCUUUGGGUUGGGAGCUGAUGUGAAUCUGCACAACUGAAAGAAAGCACUGACUAGCACUGUCUAACUUCAGGAUCACAUGUACACAACUUAACUAGGGCUCCCUUUGCAGUACAACAUUGCAAAGCAAAUAAAAUACGCUGCAGCCAACUAAUCCUAUUAGGAAACAUCCAGUACAUUUUUAAGUUUAAUCCGUUUCUAAAGGAAUAUUCAGGUUAUUGAAGUUUGUUUUUGUUUUGAAUGAAAAUAUUUCAUCACUUAUUAAAAGCAUAUUUUGGAUCUGAGUUUCAUAAAGUAUUAUUUUACCUGUUGUUGUACUACCACAGACUCUGGGGUUUUCAAUUUCCUAAAGAGAAAAAUUGCCUUUUUACUAGGAAGACUUUGUAUAUUGCCAAUUUUUCUGUUUGGGGAAGUCCAAGGAUACUGUGGUUAGUCUUACAGAAGAAAUGUGGAUUUGAUAAACUAGUGCCUAUGAUUUGAACUUAUGUUUGACAUAUAGUAGUAAAGGUUUUAUGAAUGUGGAUUUUUUUUCUGUGCCAACAGCCCAGAAUUGUCACUUAUAUGUAAGCAGAAAGCUGUGUGAGCUCUGCUUCCAAAGUUAUUUAAUUUUCUCAGUGUUUGAAUGUUAUUUUUUGUAAGUGUGUUAAUAAAAAUGUAAAAAAAAAUGGAAAAAUAUAAAUAUUCUUAACUCAAGCAUUUGCUGGAUCAUUUUUCUACAAAACUUGUUUGUACAAUAGAAAACACUCUCUAAAGAGUUGACUUUUUUCAGUUUUCAUACCUUGGAAAUCACAUUUUGUAAAACUGGGAACCAUUCAUAAUUGUCUAAUACUUUUUAAAAUUCUCUCAAUACAUCACUUUUAUAAAAUUUUUAAAAAUCACUUUUUUUGAAAGAGAAUUAGUUGCAUAUGUGGCCCCAGAUGUGUGUAUAACUCUAGAAUGAUCUAGACUAUGUAUGUUUGAAUUUUUUAUUGAAUGUACAGGUGUCCAUUUUUGACAUUACGCAUGGUCCUUUUAGAUCACAUGAAGUUUGAUUUGCAAACAUUUUUUAGCCGAACUUGUAUAUGUGGUUGCAUCCUUAAUAAACAGCCUGACCAUAAUGUUUAUUAUUAAAUUUA
This is a messenger RNA of Echinops telfairi (small Madagascar hedgehog), 4795 nucleotides long. It is a transcript of the gene SLAIN2, whose product is annotated as SLAIN motif family member 2. Lineage: Eukaryota; Metazoa; Chordata; Mammalia; Afrosoricida; Tenrecidae. Gene Ontology annotation, cellular component: microtubule plus-end. The transcript is spliced from 9 exons. The record is from RefSeq and is a predicted model, not a curated record. The coding region runs from base 162 to 1985 and encodes 607 amino acids. Gene Ontology annotation, biological process: positive regulation of microtubule polymerization; cytoplasmic microtubule organization; microtubule nucleation.